AUGAUUCCUGUUAGAGUAUUGUUAGUACGAAUACCAGUACUUCUAUAUCCCACGUCACAAACUUUCAUUAGAUCUUUUUCAAGUACAAGCCCCAUACUAGCAAAAUCAUUAUUGAAGAACUUUGUUGGAUCCAAAAUCAAAUCAAAGAACAAGAAUAAGAAUAAGAAUAAGAAGAAAAAGGAAUAUAUAAUUGAAGAACCUACUAUAUAUCAAAAUGAAACUAUUCAAAAGUAUUAUAAUGGGAUAUCUCCAUAUUUGGUAGAAGAAGAGUCUAGCGAUUUAACCAAUGAGUUAAAAGUGAAAAUGAUGAGUACAAAAAUUGAAGAAUUAUUAAAUAAUGUUGAAGAAAUUGAAGGAAAUGAUGAAUUAAUCGAAGUAUUAGAAUUAAGUAUUAAAAACGGAUUUAAGGAUAUUAAUAAUAAUAAUAGAACAAAUAUACCUAUAGAAUUAUCAAUUUUAUUAUUUGAUAAAUUAUAUAAUGAAAUCAUUAUUAAACAACCUGGAUUUAGUAAACAAAUAAUUGAAUCAUUACUUUUAAAUAUUGAAAAAUUACCAAAUUUAACAAUUAUUCAAUUAGUUACUUAUAUUCAAGAUUCAAAAUCAAGUAAAUUAAAUCAAAUUUUGAAAAGUUUACUAAAUAGAAUAAAUUUUGAUUCAUUCUUGAAGGAUUAUCUUGAAUACUUAUAUGAAAAGAAGAAAUUAAGUUUAGAAAUAUUUGAGGAGUUGAUUGAAUUGGAGAUGAUUAAAGAUGAUAUGAUUAAAUAUCUAAAUAAACAUAUUGAAGAUUUAUUCAAGGAGACUACUCCAGAAGUUCAUUGUUAUUUAAAUUUAGAAUAUAAUAUAGACAGAAUUCAAUAUGUUAUUAAUCAGAUGAUCAAUAAACUACAGUUUAGCGGGAUUAGUUUGGAUUCUUUGUUAACGAUAUUCAAAUUAAAUUGGGAAAUUUUACAAGUAAAUAAAUGUCAAGAAAGUUCAGAUAAUAAUGAUAAAAUAUUGAAUUAUCUUCAAGAUAAAACUAAUCAAGUUAAAGAUGAGAUUUUUAGACAAAAUUUAGAUGAUGAAUCCUUAGCUGAGUGUUUGUUAUUUACAAGUUGGAAAUAUAACAAUAAGAUGUUAGCUAAUGAAAUAACCGAGUUUAUUAGUAAAGAUGAGGUUAAAUUCCUGCAAAUGUUAAGAUAUCAAUCAGAAGUUUACAAAAUUGUGCAUAAUAGCUUGCUGAAUAAUGUGGUUGAACAGAUCAUUGCUAAGCUUCCUGAACAUAUGGAAAAUCCUUCUGAAGUAUAUGAGAAAUCAAUUCAAGCAAUUAUGACAUCGGAUAUUUCUCCAACAAGUGAAAUCAUUGAUCAAUUACAAAUUCAAUUAAGUACAGAAAAGUCCAUUUACUCCUACAAGUAUCUUCUUGAUCGAGCCAUUGAAAUGAAUGAUUAUGAAGUAUCCAUGAAGAUAUUCAAUGCAAGUGUUUCUGAUUUCACACCUUGGGCACAAUAUAAUACUGAUCCAACAAUUUCUAAAACUAUAAACGAUUUAAUUCAAUGUGUUGUUAAUAACAAUCCUAUGAAGCAAGCUUUUCCAAUUUUCCAGUCUAUAAAAGCUCAAUUACAACAACAAAUAAAUAUUGAUACUAUAAAUUCUAUUGUACCAAAGAUUUUACAAGAAGAUUUAACUGGUGAUGUGAUUGAAUUGAUGACUAGAGAAUUACCUAAAAUGGAACAAGAACAACCAGAUAAAUUCCCAAUUGAUAAACCAUUUGGAUAUAAGUAUUAUAAAUUGUAUGAUAUGAUUCAUACUUAUUGUAUUACCAACACCAAUGAUUCAAGAAUGGUUAAUAAUUGGUAUUUAUACGUUCAUUGUUAUAAUUACUUCUUCAUUCCUCAUGAAAGAUUAUUACCAACAAUGAAAUUUUUUUGUGAAAAUCAAAGAUGGAAUGCAGCUUUAAGAAUCUUUAGAUCACUGCUUGAAUUAUCGAAAUUACAUGGUGAACAUAAUCAUAAACCGCCAAGUCGAGAAAUGUAUUUAUAUUUAAUCAAUGAAUUUGGUGAUAAAUUAUAUGAAGAAGGGAUCAUUGAAAUUCAUGAAUCUUUAAAAAUGGAUCUUACUUUAGAUUAUCAAGAUAGAGAGUUGAUUCAUUCAAUAAUGAAUGCAUAUUGUAAUUUACAAGAAGUUAGUAAAGUUAGAGAUUUAUUCCUUACCAUGAGUUUAAAUCCUAAAGAUGAAGGUGGAGUUGAUGAAACAAGUGCAAUGUUGAUGAUUAAAGCUUAUACUUAUCAUGAUUUGAUGUAUGUUGAAAAAUUUUGGAAUAAUUUAACUACAUUUGGUUUAAUACCUGAUUAUAAAUUAUUAAAACAAUAUUUGAUUGCUUAUUCAUAUCAUGGAUUAAUUGAUAAAUCAAUUGAAAUUGUUGAAAAUAUUGAGCAAGAUUAUGAUUUAGAAUUAAAUGAUGAUUUAUUAAUUAAUAUGUAUAAUUAUUGUUAUGAAAUUCAAGGACAACAAAAAUUGCAAAAUUGGGCUACCAAAAAUCAUCCUGAAAUUUGGAAUAAUAUUGUUAAAUCAGGUAAAUUAAUUCAAGCUUCAGGUUAUAAACCAAAUGAAAAUUUCUUAGUUGAUGGUUCAACAAAUGAUCCAAAAAGAUUAAAUGAACCUAUAUUUAAAUAG
Candida tropicalis MYA-3404 is the source of this 2652-nucleotide messenger RNA. RefSeq lists its product as uncharacterized. The coding region runs from base 1 to 2652 and encodes 883 amino acids. Gene Ontology annotation, molecular function: protein binding. The transcript has a single exon. The record is from RefSeq and is a predicted model, not a curated record. Lineage: Eukaryota; Fungi; Ascomycota; Pichiomycetes; Serinales; Debaryomycetaceae.